This is a messenger RNA of Telopea speciosissima, 2067 nucleotides long. Its product is annotated as protein BONZAI 1-like. Gene Ontology annotation, cellular component: plasma membrane. NCBI's taxonomy places the organism in Eukaryota, Viridiplantae, Streptophyta, Magnoliopsida, Proteales, Proteaceae. Gene Ontology annotation, biological process: cellular response to calcium ion. Bases 97 to 1839 code for a protein of 580 amino acids. The transcript is spliced from 16 exons. Gene Ontology annotation, molecular function: calcium-dependent phospholipid binding. The record is from RefSeq and is a predicted model, not a curated record.
AUUUACUCACAAAGCUAUAUAUAUACAUCGUGUAUCCAUUUCAAAUAAUACGAGCUCAGUUUGUCUUUCUCUUUAUCUUCGUCGCUGCAAAAGAGAAUGGGAAACUGCUGCUCCGAUGACGGCGGUGGUCGAUCUGCUGUCGGAGGCACAGCUGCUCCUCUUAACAAUCUCUCCGGCGGCCCCAACGAUGCUGUCGAUUACUUCUUGAAGUCUCGGGGAUACCACGGCCUCUUUACUCAGAUCGAGUUAUCAUUAUCUGCAUCAAACGUACAAGAUCAGGAUGUGUUUUCCAAGAGUGACCCCAUGGCGGUUCUUUAUGCAAAAGGAAGAGAUGGAAAACUUGACGAGAUUGGCCGCACUGAAGUUAUAUUAAAUUCAUUAAAUCCUGUGUGGAUUACAAAACAUACAAUAACUUACCAUUUUGAGGUUGUGCAGAGUUUAGUGUUUCGUCUGUAUGAUGUUGACACACAGUUUCACAACGUACCAGUAAAGAUGCUUAGACUGGAUGAGCAACAAUUCAUUGGGGAGGCUACUUGUCCCUUGUCUCAGAUAGUUACUAGACCAACUCGUUCAUUGACACUAAAUAUUGUACAUGGAGAGGAAUUUGCUGGAUCUGCACAUCACCGAAACUUAGGAGAACUAACUGUUCGGGCUGAAGAAUGUGUAGGGUCAAAGACUACAGCAGAGAUAGUCUUACGGUGCACAGAUCUAGAAAAUAAGGAUCUGUUCUCAAAAUCUGACCCCUUUUUGGUAAUAUCGAAAAUGGUGGAGAGUGGGAGCCCUAUUCAAGUUUGUAAGACACAAGUAAAAAAGAAUGAUCUCAAUCCAACAUGGAAGCCAGUAUUCUUGAAUAUGCAGCAAGUUGGAAGCAAGGACACUCCGUUAAUUGCAGAAUGCUUCAACUUCAAUAGCAAUGGAAAACAUGAUCUUAUUGGAAAACUUCAGAAAUCAUUGGCAGAGUUGGAGAAGCUUCACAGUUGUGGGGUGGGAGAAAAUUUAAUGUUUCCAACUGCUGUUGGACAUAAUUGCUCCAACAAGGCAUUAAAUAGCAAGCUAUAUGUGGACAAAUAUUCUGAGAGUGUUCAACAUACUUUCUUGGAUUAUAUUACUGGUGGUUGUGAACUUAACUUCAUGGUGGCUAUUGAUUUUACAGCUUCAAAUGGAAACCCUCGCCUCCCAGAUUCCUUGCAUUAUAUUGACCCCUCAGGCCGGCCAAAUGCAUAUCAGAGAGCAAUCUUGGAGGUUGGAGAGGUGUUGCAAUUUUAUGAUUCAGAUAAGCGCUUUCCUGCCUGGGGUUUUGGAGCUCGACCAAUUGAUGGACCCGUCUCUCAUUGCUUCAACUUGAACGGAAGCAAUUACCACUGCGAGGUUGAAGGUAUCCAAGGGAUCAUGAUGGCUUACACAAGUGCCCUUAAUAAUGUAUCCCUCGCAGGGCCAACCCUAUUUGGGCCAGUGGUUAACAGUGCUGCUUCAAUAGCCAGCCAUUCACUGGCAAAUAACCAAAAUAAGUACUUUGUUCUACUAAUAAUCACGGAUGGUGUAAUAACAGAUCUUCAAGAAACAAAAGAUGCCCUGGUGAAGGCAUCAGAUCUGCCAGUGUCAGUUCUCAUUGUUGGAGUUGGUGGGGCUGACUUCAAAGAAAUGGAGGUAUUGGAUGCCGAUAAAUGUGAGAGGCUUGAAAGCUCGACUGGACAGGUUGCAUCACGUGAUAUAGUGCAGUUCGUUCCAUUUCGGGAUGUGCAAAGUGGAGAAAUAUCAAUUGUUCAGUCCCUUCUUGCUGAAUUGCCUGCACAAUUUUUGACCUAUAUGCGGACAAGAGAGAUUCUCCCUCACAGCUGAUUAUCUUCGAAUUGUACAGACACAUUUCCUUUUCUGCUUGCACAUCAUUUUCAAUGCCCCACGUUAGCAUCAUCCCUCCAUGCAAAAACAAAGCUAUGGGUUUUGUUUUUUUUUUUUGGGGGGGGGGGGGCGCGGGGGAGGAGGAGAUAAGGGUGUUUAUCAGUUUUUUUUGUGUUUCGGUUCAAGAUGUAAUGGACAUAAAUCGAAACCGAACUGAUUAACCGGUUU